Molecule: messenger RNA, 713 nt
Organism: Cucumis sativus (cucumber)
Lineage: Eukaryota; Viridiplantae; Streptophyta; Magnoliopsida; Cucurbitales; Cucurbitaceae
Product: dnaJ homolog subfamily B member 6
Exons: 5
Coding region: 88-504 (138 amino acids)
Source: RefSeq, a predicted model, not a curated record
GAGCCAACAACAAAACCCAAUCUCCCCUCCCCCGUCUCUCUAUAAAAUCCUAUUUACUUACUAAUCAAUCAAUUCCACACACCGUUUAUGGAAGAAAUGGAGCCGCUGAUUUUCGGGUCCGGUUCUUAUUACACCAUUCUCGGAGUUGGGUCGGAUUCUUCACCCGAAGAUAUUCGUAGCGCUUUUCGGCGACUCGCAAUGCGAUGGCAUCCAGAUCGAUGGGCCAGAAGAAGGGCUUCCCCUGCUUUGUUGAGUGAAGCCAAAGCCAAAUUCCAGCAGAUUCAACAAGCUUAUUCAGUUUUAUCGGACCAGAGGAAGAGAGCAAUGUAUGAUGCUGGGCUCUAUAAUCUUGACGACGAUGACGACGAUGUUCACAAUCAGGGAUUCUAUGAUUUUAUGCAAGAAAUGGUGUCACUUAUGGCUAAAGUAAGGAAUGAGGAUUGCAAGUCCAACAGCCUGGAGGAGCUGCAGACAAUGCUAACGGAGAUGGCCCAAGGCUUUUGAUUCUCUUUUGUCUUCUUUCUAUUACGGGCCAGUAUUUUAGGCAGCCCAUUUUUGAAAUAUGCUUUUACUUCGGGGCCCAGUUGAAACCCAUUACUAUUGUGAAGCCUCACACGGCCCACGUUUAAGAUGCUUGUAAAUAUGAAUGGUAGAGAGAAAUCAGAUUUGUUCAUUCACUUUUAUUUUCAUCUAAUAAUUAUUCGUCGAUAUUA